AAGCUAUCGAUUAUUUUCCGGGCCCCUGGAGUCGCAGUUGGCUUUGCAACAACAAUUGAUUUUUCGCUGAAAUUUGAAAGCAUCUCGAAAGCUAAAGUACACACGCAACAAAACGUAGAAUUGAAUUACAGAAUUAUUAGGCAGCAUGACAACCUCACAGGUGGAUCAGAAACGGGCUCUAAACAAACUAAAGCAUGACCUGGAACCAUUUCGCACGGCCAUUGUGAGCGCCUAUGGCCUGCUCAUUUGGGAGAAACAAUAUUAUCCUGGUUUGGUCUUUGCCGGCAUAAGUGUGAUGUACCUGAUGCUCUGGUACCUCGACUUGCCCCUAAUCACUUUGCUCUCGCUGCUUGCUCUAAUGACAAUGAUUCUGGACUUUGUAUUUCCCACCAUCUCACGUCUUCUGUUCAGUGGUGUCAACUGGGAUGGUGAACAAGAGGCCAAAUUUGAGGAGGUUUGCAGCCAGAUGAAUUGCGUUAAGACAAACUUGGUUGAGUGGUAUGAAUAUCUGUUUAAAGAACGCAAGUCCACUGUGUUCGUCAUUCUAAUAAGCAUGGGUCUAUUGGCUCUUGCCUGGGUUGGAGCGAUUAUCAACAAUCUGUUGCUGAUGUAUUUGACCACAUUGUUUAUUGCCAUGUGGCCUGGCAUCCAGGACAAAGACGUCUUCAAGUCCGUAAAGCAGAAGGCUUCCAAGAUUGUUGCCGACAAGAUGCAGUACGGCAAAAAUAAGAUGCAGUAAGAUGAGGAGGAAGGAGGGGUUAUCCACCACUAAUCAUACGCAUUUGACCAAAAAGAAAAAACAAACACAAACAUACAUAUAUUCACAUUUUUACACUAAGAACUAAGUCAUUGUAAACAUCAAACACUUGCCAUUUAUCACACACAAAGUUUUGCGUAAUACUAACAGCAAGUAGAAGAAAGUAUUCACCAUUUGUCGUCUAGAGAAACUCCCCCAUCUCCUUUAUAUCAAUUUAAAUCUAAGUUUAUAUUCAAAGGGACUCGGAAUACCCUUUUAAUAGAAUGCUUCUUAAGCCGGUAGCGAAAGCGCGGCUUAAGACAUUUUUGUGAUUAAUUUUGUGAAAUUUAAUAACCCCCGUAAGAUACAUACGUACAUAUAUACUGAAUUAUAUUUAAUUAAAAUAAAUAUGAAUCUAUAUAAAAA
Messenger RNA from Drosophila willistoni, 1162 nucleotides. It is a transcript of the gene Arl6IP1, whose product is annotated as ADP-ribosylation factor-like protein 6-interacting protein 1. The record is from RefSeq and is a predicted model, not a curated record. Bases 146 to 739 code for a protein of 197 amino acids. Lineage: Eukaryota; Metazoa; Arthropoda; Insecta; Diptera; Drosophilidae. The transcript has 3 exons.